Rotaria sp. Silwood2 is the source of this 366-nucleotide messenger RNA. The record is from the annotation of a GenBank genome assembly. Lineage: Eukaryota; Metazoa; Rotifera; Eurotatoria; Philodinida; Philodinidae.
AUGGGCACUUCGACAAUUCUUAGUAAUAAUACUGAUGUAGGUACUGCGUAUGGUUCCCAUAAAAAAUAUACGGUUAAUUUUCAAGCCGAUUCAUCAAGUUAUAUUUUUAGUGUACAUAAUGUACGACAUGUCUACUUAGAUUUAUUAACUAUACCAUCUUAUUUUACUUAUAAGAUUGAUGGUGCAUAUAAAAAUAAAGACGAUCGUGCUCGAGAAUUAGCGAAAAAUUUAGUAAAUGAAUUUUUACUACGACAAUAUAAUAUUAAUGAUAUUCAGAAUGAACUUACACCUUUAAUUACAAGUCCUCAUUCAACACCGAAUAAUUCUGAUUUCAAUUGUUAUAAUUCAAACGAAAAUGUACGUUAA